This is a messenger RNA of Zingiber officinale, 891 nucleotides long. RefSeq names its product glycerol-3-phosphate acyltransferase 1-like. The coding region runs from base 1 to 891 and encodes 296 amino acids. Lineage: Eukaryota; Viridiplantae; Streptophyta; Magnoliopsida; Zingiberales; Zingiberaceae. Gene Ontology annotation, molecular function: phosphatase activity; glycerol-3-phosphate 2-O-acyltransferase activity. Gene Ontology annotation, biological process: cutin biosynthetic process. Gene Ontology annotation, cellular component: membrane. The transcript has 3 exons. The record is from RefSeq and is a predicted model, not a curated record.
AUGGCCUUCGUGACCUUCUGCGGGCUGAGGACGGGGGACCUGAGGCUGAUCGCUAGGACUGUGCUGCCGAAAAUUUUCUUGGAGAACCUCCAUCUGCAUGCAUGCGAGGUGCUGAAAGGGAGGCGAGCUGUUGUGCUCACCACCUUGCCGAGGCUCAUGGUGGAGGGAUUCUUGAAGGAGUACUUAGAGGUGGGGGAGGUGGUGGGGGCGGAGCUGCAGGUGGUGAAGGGCUGCUACUUCACGGGGGUCAUCUCUUGGCCUGACAAACAGAGAGCUCUCAGGGACAUGGUCAAGGCCGGUGUGGCCAUUGUGAACCUCUCCAACGUCCACCACCACCAACUCUCGGCCAAGAAAAUUUAUGUCGUGAGAGAGGAGGAAUCAAGGAGUGAGAGCAGCAAAAUGCCGAGAAACAAGUACCCGAAGCCACUUGUGUUCCAUGACGGAAGACUGGCUUUUCUCCCGACGCCAUGCAAGAUGAUGGCGUUCUUCAUGUGGAUACCCGUGGCAAUCCCUUUGGCCGUGUUCAGGAUCGCGAUGGGGAUCGUUUUCCCUUAUAAAAUAUCCAUCUUCAUCGCCGCCGUCACCGGAAUCCGAUUCCGGAGGGCCGGAGAUGGGAAAGCGAACGGGGAGAAGAAGGGGGUGGUGUACGUGUGCAUGCACCGGACGCUGUUGGACCCGGUGAUGCUGUGCUCGGCGCUGGAUAGGGGACGAGACGCGGCGACGAUGCGGCGGCUGUUGGCGGUGGAGGGGGGUCUGGCGGUGUGCCCAGAGGGGACGACGUGCCGGGAGCCGUACCUGCUGCGGUUCAGCCCGCUGUUCGCGGAGGUGGCGGAGGAGGUGGUGCCGGUGGCUCUGGACGCGCGGGUGGGAAUGCUGCAGAGACAGAUUUAA